Salarias fasciatus (jewelled blenny) is the source of this 735-nucleotide messenger RNA. RefSeq names its product cerebellin 12 (gene cbln12). Lineage: Eukaryota; Metazoa; Chordata; Actinopteri; Blenniiformes; Blenniidae. Bases 115 to 714 code for a protein of 199 amino acids. Gene Ontology annotation, molecular function: protein binding. The transcript is spliced from 3 exons. Gene Ontology annotation, cellular component: glutamatergic synapse; synaptic cleft. The record is from RefSeq and is a predicted model, not a curated record. Gene Ontology annotation, biological process: maintenance of synapse structure.
ACAUUUCAGGCAGCUUCAAUCAUAGCAUGUUUAUUUACAUCUCAGAUUGUCUCAAGCUACGCCUCUCCAGAGCUUGAUCACUUAGUUAGUUGACGAAACGUUUGGGGUUCAGCCAUGCAGCUCAGGUCAGCCCUCUGUCACCUCCCCGUCCUCCUGGCUGUGCUCCUGCUGUGGGGACCGCCGGGGUCCACGGGCCAGAACGACACCGAGCCCAUCAUCCUGGAGGGGAAAUGUCUGGUGGUGUGCGACUCCACUCCCUCGUCCGAGCCUGCCGGUAACGCCUUGGGGAUGUCCGUCCGCUCCGGCUCUGGUCGCGUGGCUUUCUCUGCCAGCCGCCAGACAAACCAUGAGCCCACAGACAUGAGCAACCGCACCAUGAUCAUCUACUUUGACAAUAUUUUGGUUAAUGUGGGAACUCAUUUUGACCAAGAGAGCAGUGUCUUCCUGGCACCGAGGAGAGGAGUGUACAGCUUCAACUUCCAUGUGGUUAAAGCCUACAAUAGACAAACUAUUCAGGUCAGCUUGAUGGUGAACGGCUGGCCGAUGAUUUCAGCUUUCGCUGGAGACCAGGAUGUGACACGAGAAGCCGCCACCAACGCUGGGCUUGUGAUCAUGGAGAAGGGAGACAAGGCCUACCUCAGACUGGAGAGGGGCAAUCUGAUGGGAGGGUGGAAGUACUCCACUUUCUCUGGGUUUUUGGUCUUUCCCUUGUGAAAACGGAGGAUCAUCUGGUGA